Messenger RNA from Ostertagia ostertagi, 1851 nucleotides. The record is from the annotation of a GenBank genome assembly. NCBI's taxonomy places the organism in Eukaryota, Metazoa, Nematoda, Chromadorea, Rhabditida, Trichostrongylidae.
GAAGGAGCCGACCGUUUUGUUGACGCGAUCAAUACAUUCGUGAAGGACGUCCUUAUUCAGGAACGUGCUCUUACCCAGUACAAAUACAACGACAUGACCAUCAAGUUCAAACUUGAUAAUGAGUUUGAGCUAGUUUUCGUUGUUAUUUACCAAUCAGCGAUGCAGCUGUCGUACACGGAUAAGUUGUUGUCGGAUGUCCGUCAAAAGUUUCGGGAUAUGUACAAAAAUGUUCUGUUGAAUAAACAGAUACUAUACCAGUACGGACAGGAGUCAUUUCGUCACUUCGAAUCAGAAUUUUUAUGUAUUCGAGAUGACCUCAUGAGAUCAAAUGUGCAAUCCACGGGUAUUCCCAAAAAGCCUAGAACAUUCCAGGAGAGUGUGAAAUCACAAAAGACCAUCGAUUCAAUGAUCAUCAGCCGUCCAGGUGAUGGCAAAAAAGCGAAGAAAGGUGGAAGAGAAGCCCCGAAAAAGGUUAUGCGCCUUUCUGUCGCAAGCCAGGAAAUAAUGAUUGCAUCGACAGAUUCUGGUAGUGAUGUGGGCUCCACGCCGGGUUCUCCAAGCGAUGAGAUUGCGAAGCGUAGAGAGGUGUUGCUGAGAAAGAUGAAUGCAAAGAAACCAGCGGCUGCCAAAACACCAGAGAUAGAGCCGAAGAAAAAAGGAAAACAAGCACGUGUUUGGGAACUCUCGGGUGAUGUGAAGAACAACACAAAUCUCGAUUACUUCCGGAGAAAAAGACAAGGUUGUUGCAUUUUGUCCAACUUCGAGAACUCUAAUGCUCGUGGAGAUGAAGAUCUUGCCUUUAUCAGUGAGCAGCGUAAGUACGUCGGUCGAUCUGCCCAACUUCAAGGAUUCUCGGAUGGAGAGGAUGAUGACGCAGAGGAGAUUGUUGCCGCUGCGCAAACGAAAGGAUCGUGGUUCGGUGCGUUCAAGAAUUUGGUUGGAAAUAAGCAAAUUUCCGCUGAAGAUAUUGAACCAGUUCUGGAGACUAUGCGUGAAAACCUCAUACUGAAAAAUGUUGCUGCUGAACCAGCGGAUAAGAUAUGUCAGUCUGUCGCGCGUAAGUUGGAAGGCAAGGUUGUGAGCACCUUCAGUCGAGUCAGUUCAGAAGUAAAGGAGGCCGUCAGGGAGUCUCUCACUCAGCUGCUGACUCCUAAACGUCGGGUUGACAUCUUAAGAGACAUUGUUGAGGCGAAACGUGAAGGGCGUCCCUAUGUUGUUGUUUUUUGUGGAGUUAAUGGAGUAGGAAAAAGUACGAACCUGGCUAAGAUCACGUUUUGGCUCAACGAGAACAAUCAUCGUGUGUUGAUUGCCGCCGGAGAUACUUUCCGUGCUGGAGCUGUUGAACAGUUACGUACCCAUACAAAACAUCUCAAUGCUCUUCACCCUAAUUCAGUCCAGCUCUUCGAACAAGGCUAUGGAAAAGAUUCGGCCAGUCUAGCAGCCGCUGCAAUAGGAAUCGCUGCCGAGCGUGCUAUUGAUGUUGUCUUGGUGGAUACAGCCGGGCGUAUGCAGGACAACGAACCGCUAAUGAGAGAACUGGCAAAGCUAAUAAGAGUGAACGAACCUGAUUUGGUUCUAUUCGUUGGCGAAGCCCUUGUUGGAAAUGAAGCUGUGGAUCAGCUCGUCAAGUUUAAUCAGGCUCUUGCUGACAACGCCACACCAGGCUCAACACCUCGUUUAAUUGACGGCAUUGUUCUGACGAAGUUUGACACGAUUGAUGAUAAGGUGGGCGCCGCUGUUUCAAUGGCGUACAUAACUGGCCAGCCUAUCGUCUUCGUCGGCUGCGGGCAGACUUAUAAGGACCUUCGCAAUCUUAACAUUGGUGCAGUGGUUUCGGCUCUUCUGAAGUGA